CUGCUCGGUGUGUGGAGGAGAGAAACGCGCGUUGUUGUCGCCACAUUUGGUACAGAGUGUCCCAGAUCACAGUGACCAAGGUUGCUGUCCUUUGCCGCAGCCAUGCCCUCUGACCUGGCCAAGAAGAAGGCUGCGAAAAAGAAGGAGGCAGCCAAGGCCCGCCAACGUGUCAAAAAGACAGAGGAGGUGAACGGCGAGGGAGAUCAAGAGAACCAGCAAAAUGGAACUGUCAAUGGAGAUGUGGCGUCACUCACAAAGGAGCUGGAUGAGUUUGAGCUGCGGAAGAUGGAGGCGCGAGCCGUGACUGGGGUGCUGGCGUCUCACCCCAACAGCACGGAUGUGCACAUCAGCAGCCUCUCGCUCACUUUCCACGGCCAGGAGCUCCUGAGCGACACCAGCCUGGAACUCAACUCGGGCCGCCGCUAUGGACUCAUUGGCCUCAACGGCACAGGCAAGUCCAUGCUGUUGUCAGCUAUUGGUCAUCGCGAGGUCCCCAUCCCUGAGCAUAUUGACAUCUACCACCUGACACGUGAGAUGGAGCCCAGUGAGAAGACAGCACUGCAGUGUGUUAUGGAAGUGGAUGAGGAGAGGCUCAAGCUGGAGAAGGAAGCUGAACGACUAGCACACGAAGACGCUGAGUGUGAGAAGCUGAUGGAGCUGUACGAGCGCCUGGAGGAGCUUGACGCAGACAAGGCGGCGGUGCGCGCCUCCCGCAUCUUGCACGGCCUGGGCUUCACCCCGGCCAUGCAGCGCAAGAAGCUCAAGGACUUCAGUGGAGGCUGGAGGAUGCGCGUGGCGCUGGCCCGAGCUCUGUUCAUCAAGCCUUUCAUGUUGCUGCUCGAUGAGCCCACUAACCACUUAGACUUGGAUGCCUGUGUGUGGCUUGAGGAAGAGCUCAAGUCGUUCAAGCGAAUCCUGGUCCUCAUAUCACACUCACAAGACUUCCUGAACGGUGUCUGCACUAACAUCAUCCACCUGCAUCAAAGGAAACUGAAGUAUUACACGGGCAACUACGACCAGUAUGUGAAGACCAGAGAGGAGCUGGAGGAGAAUCAGAUGAAGCGCUUCAACUGGGAGCAGGACCAGAUCUCACAUAUGAAGAACUACAUAGCACGGUUUGGUCACGGCUCUGCCAAGCUGGCCAGGCAGGCACAGAGCAAGGAGAAGACCCUGCAGAAGAUGGUCGCCUCUGGCCUGACUGAGCGAGUUGUCAAUGACAAGACGCUGUCAUUCUACUUUCCUCCCUGUGGGAAGAUCCCGCCUCCGGUCAUCAUGGUCCAGAAUGUCAGCUUCAGAUACUCAGAGGACACACCAUGUAUAUACAAAACCCUGGAGUUUGGUAUUGAUCUGGACACCAGAGUGGCUCUGGUGGGUCCAAAUGGCGCUGGCAAAUCCACUCUGCUCAAACUACUGAUGGGAGAGUUGCUCCCCACAGAUGGUAUGAUCAGGAAACACUCACACGUCAAGAUUGGCAGAUAUCACCAGCACCUGACAGAGCAGCUGGAGCUCGACCUGUCUCCUCUGGAGUACAUGAUGAAGUGCUACCCCGAGAUCAAAGAGAAGGAAGAGAUGAGGAAGAUCAUCGGUCGCUACGGCCUGACGGGAAAACAGCAGGUGAGUCCCAUCAGGAACUUGUCGGACGGGCAAAAGUGCCGUGUGUGCUUCGCCUGGCUGGCUUGGCAGAACCCCCAUAUGCUGUUUCUAGACGAGCCUACUAAUCAUCUGGACAUUGAGACCAUCGAUGCACUGGCAGAAGCCAUCAACGAAUUUGAGGGCGGCAUGAUGCUAGUCAGCCAUGACUUCCGACUCAUUCAGCAGGUGGCUAAUGAGAUCUGGGUGUGUGAGAAGCAGACUAUCACCAAAUGGAACAGAGACAUCUUGGCAUACAAGGAGCACCUAAAAUCCAAAAUUGACAAACAGACACAUGACGUCUGAAGCUUUGGGGUCCAGAACAAUAACGGUAGUGGAUUACAGACAGCAGAUGCAGGAUGCUCAGUGUCCCCCCUUUCCCCCUCUUUGGUGGACUCGCACAUUUCAACCCCCACACGCAUCUUUUUCCCCCACAAAAGCACAUAAGGCAUGAGUGAGGGAGCCAGUGCUAGUGGACGUACCUGACAAGUUUCAAAAUGCAUUGUGGACUGCAUUCCAUGGUCAUUACCAGGUGUUCUCGGCAAAUAAUUCACUAUCAGUCAUAGAAUGUGCACAGCAUCUCAUGCAUUAUGUCAAAGCAACACUUCAACACUACAGCAUUUUUACUUUUUUUGCGCCGUUCGGGGCAUGAGAUGUCUUGAAUGUCUUAUUUAAUAUUUUUAUGCCAAUAGUAACGUCACAAUAAAUAUGUGCAUUUCUAGUAGUUUUGGUGAAAACACCCAGUGUUCCAAAUGUUCUUUAAAAAUGAAUCAAGAAAUUUAGUUAGCCAGGAUAUUAGUCAAAUUUGUAAAAGACCAGUAAUGGGUGACAGAACCAAAAGGUGGGGUGAAGGGGUUGUGCAACUCAUUUUCUUUCUAGAGAUUCUAUAUUAGAAAUUGAGAGAUACUCUUGCUUUUACAUCUAAAGUAGAGCGCACAAUUUUGAGUCUGACAAUGACAUAUGACAUUAUGUGAAAUUAAAAUGCCUGAAAAUGAAA
Molecule: messenger RNA, 2626 nt
Organism: Alosa alosa (allis shad)
Lineage: Eukaryota; Metazoa; Chordata; Actinopteri; Clupeiformes; Clupeidae
Gene: abcf2b
Product: ATP-binding cassette, sub-family F (GCN20), member 2b
Exons: 15
Coding region: 103-1935 (610 amino acids)
Molecular function (GO): ATP hydrolysis activity; ATP binding
Source: RefSeq, a predicted model, not a curated record